Cannabis sativa is the source of this 1504-nucleotide messenger RNA. RefSeq names its product bZIP transcription factor 11. Lineage: Eukaryota; Viridiplantae; Streptophyta; Magnoliopsida; Rosales; Cannabaceae. Gene Ontology annotation, biological process: positive regulation of DNA-templated transcription. Gene Ontology annotation, molecular function: transcription cis-regulatory region binding; DNA-binding transcription factor activity. The transcript has a single exon. The record is from RefSeq and is a predicted model, not a curated record. Bases 663 to 1175 code for a protein of 170 amino acids. Gene Ontology annotation, cellular component: nucleus.
UCUUCCUUCUAUAAAUUCCUUUCCCUCAACACGCAAAGUCCCCUCUUCUCUUCUCUUCUUCUCUUCUUUGAUCAUUUUUGAGUUUUUUCUUCAAUCAAGAUCCAAACUUUCCUCUCAGAUCCAUCUGGGUUUUCAAAAUUUUCCUCUAAAAUCUCUUAUUUUCCCUCAAACCCAGAAACUUCCCCUGUUUGUUUCCCGGGAAAAUUUUCUCUCUCAUCUGGGAUUUCGCUCUGUUCUUAACUUUCCCAGCUUUUUUCAAAAAACCCACUUCAAAAAAAGCUUCCCAUACAACAACUUAACAAAAAAACAAAAAAUCUAAUCUUAAUGCUCAAUAUAGUUUUCUUGAUGUUUGAGAUUCAUGUCUGCAAUUCUCAGUGAAAACCUUCUCUUUGAGUGUAUGAUAAAUUCCACAUUCAGACGCAGGACCCAGUUGGUUCAAUCUUUCUCAGUUGUUUUCCUUUACUGGCUUUACUACGUUUCAUGAUUUAAACAUCUUUCUCAUCACCCCAAUUUUAAUUAUUUUCCUAAUUUUAUAUAUAUAAUAUAUAAUAAUAAAGUCUCUGUUUUUAUUUUCUUUUUUGAGUUUUUAUUUUCUUUUUCACCAUCUGGGUCCCUGCUAUAAUAAUUAAUCCAAUAUUAUUAUCAAUAAUUUUCUCACAACAAUGGCUUCAUCAAGUGGAACAUCAUCAGGUUCGUUUCAAAACUCAGGUUCAGAAGAAGAUUUACAGGCUUUAAUGGAUCAAAGAAAGAGAAAAAGAAUGUUAUCAAACAGAGAAUCUGCAAGAAGAUCAAGGAUGAGGAAACAAAAGCAUUUAGAUGAUCUAACGGCUCAGGUUUCACAGCUUAGAAAAGAGAAUCAUCAGAUCAUGACAAGUGUCAACAUCACAACACAACACUAUCUCAACGUUGAGUCUGAGAAUUCAAUCCUCAGAGCCCAAAUGAGUGAACUCACUCAUAGACUUCAGUCGUUGGAUGAGAUUAUUAACUUUCUAAACGCAACUAAUAAUGCUGUCGUUUUGGGUGGAGGAAGUGGAUCCAACGGUGGAGAUCAUUUCAUGACUGGUGGGACUUGUUUCGGUACGGUUGAGCCUAUGGAAAGUUUUCUGAACCCUUUGAAUUUUUCAACCAUGAACCAACCUAUUAUGGCUUCUGCAGAUGUUUUUAAUCAGUACUAAAUUACUAAUUAUUGAUUAAUGGAGUAGUCCAUAAUGGGUUUAAUUUUCUGGGAUUUUCCAUGGUUGAGAACUUUAGAAGAGAGAAAAAAAAAAAGAAAUAUUGGGUUUAAUAUAUAUAUAUAUUAUAAAUAAUUUAAGGAAUAAAUUAAAGAGUGUUGUUUGUUUGUUGUAAUAUUAUUAUAUAUAAUUAAUAUUACGAGUCUUGUUUAAUUAAUAAUUAUAAUUAGUGGGGUUUAAUUUUUAUUAUGUGCUAAUAUUGUUGUAAAAGGGGGUUUUAUUAUGUUGUUUUGUUUUAAUUAAUGGAAAUUAUCAUUGUAUUUUGUAGCCAA